This is a messenger RNA of Elaeis guineensis (African oil palm), 1552 nucleotides long. RefSeq names its product ras-related protein RABA2a. The record is from RefSeq and is a predicted model, not a curated record. NCBI's taxonomy places the organism in Eukaryota, Viridiplantae, Streptophyta, Magnoliopsida, Arecales, Arecaceae. Gene Ontology annotation, molecular function: GTPase activity; GTP binding.
UAUUUAAGGUGGGGAAUUAGGGAUUUAAACAACAAAACCAUUGUGGAUUAAAUCAUUAGAAUGAGAAAAAUGGUUUCUUUCUCUCUCCACCGCCAGUGAUCAAAGGAACCAGCGAGGAGUACUACUAUAGAAGACUCCCUCAUCCGGGCUCAAGGAAGAGAAAGAGAAGGCAAAGAUGGCACGGCGAGGGUUGGGGCCGGCGGAGGAGUACGACUAUCUGUUCAAGAUGGUGCUGAUCGGCGACUCGGGCGUGGGCAAAUCCAACCUUCUCUCCCGCUUCACCCGCAACGAGUUCUUCCUCGAUUCCAAGUCCACCAUCGGCGUCGAAUUCGCCACCCGCACCCUCCAAGUAGAGGGGAGGACAAUAAAAGCACAAAUAUGGGACACAGCAGGCCAGGAGCGAUACAGGGCAAUAACCAGUGCCUACUACCGUGGUGCCCUGGGAGCCCUCCUAGUCUAUGAUGUGACCAAGCCCACAACUUUCGAGAAUUUGAACCGGUGGCUUAAGGAGCUCCGUGACCAUGCUGACUCCAACAUUGUGGUUAUGCUCAUUGGUAACAAGAUUGACCUCAAGCACCUUCGAGCAGUUGCCUCAGAGGAUGCACAGAGCUUUGCUGAGAAGGAAGGUCUGUCCUUCAUUGAGACCUCUGCUCUGGAGGCCACGAAUGUAGAGAGAGCCUUUCAGAUUAUCCUUUCAGAGAUAUAUCGAAUCAUCAGUAAGAAGCCUCUGUCCUCUUCAGAGCCGGCACUGGGACCUUCCGGAGGCAUCAAAGAAGGGAAGGCCAUUGAGGUGUCAGCUUCGCAUGAUGACAAUACUAAGAAGCAAUGCUGCUCCACAUAGAGGUGCUUCUUUGGGCUGUGCUUUGACAUGCUGCAAAUUUGGGAUCAGUGCUCGUGGACUAAUUUGUGUGCUUUGGUUGGGAUCAUGUGCUUAUUUGAGGUGACCUUUGACUAGAUCUGUAGGAUCUCAAUGUAUCCUGCCCUGUUCUCAGCCCCUCUGAGAAAUAUGUAUGGUAUUAUAUGACCUCCACCCCCAAGAGAGAGAGCUUGUGCUAAUUGUCCAACCAUUUCGAUGGGAAGAUUGUGUGUAUUCAGAUGCCUUUUGUUCUACAGCAAAUCUGAAAAGGAAGUGGUGGGAAUUAUCAGGUUCAACUGUGCAACCCCUGCACGAAGGAUUCUGUGACCUUCUUCUUUGUCGUGUUGUUUAUUGAUGGGAAACAGCUCAAGCCGUUUGCAUGCUUAUUGAUCGGAAAUGGUUCAAGCUGUUUGCACGAGCCUGUAAUGUUACCAUAUUUUCUGUUAGUUUUUCCAGAAGUUCCCUUUUUUUGUUGCAAAACGUGAUAUCUUUUGUUUCAGCCCAAGUAGUUUUGCCGUAGAAUACUUAUAACCAUAGUUGAGUUGAUGAUGGGUGAUUGAGGGCAAUGUGCACCCUAUGCUUUGGGUUCUUUUGUCUCAUUUCAUUUUAUCUUCUUCAUGUAUCAUGUGUUUCUGAAGGAUCAUAUUUGCACUGGAAACUUUGCUUAACAUAAAUCACUGCUAAGAGCUUUCCCCU